CUAUUAAUGACAUAUGUCACAAGUUUGUUUGGGCGCAAAGUUGAGCUGCAUUUAUGCUCAGCCUCAUUUUUCAGCAUUGUUGUUAGAUUUCAUUAAACCUCUUCCAAAGGCAAUAAAUUUACUAAUAAACUUUAUAUCAUAUUGUAUGUUGUGCACAUCCCUGUGCUCCUCACAAUUACGUUCUUUAGACAACUAUAAACAAACUACAGGGUUCGAUAAUUAUUAUUGUGUUCAGUGUGCAGUGGCCGUAUCCCUAAAUUUGGAACUAGAAUGAGUAACAAAAAGCUGAAACCGGAGGAGCCGGUUGAAGAAGUAAAUGAAUUUUCCGUCGAGAAAAUUUUGGACAGCAGAGUGGUCAACGGCAAAGUUGAAUAUUUUCUGAAAUGGAAAGGUUAUUCGUCAGAAGAAAACACCUGGGAACCGGAGGAAAAUCUUGACUGCGAUGAUCUGAUACAGGCCUUUAAAGAAUCACGAAAAAAAAAAGAAGCCAAAGAAGAAAGUUCUGGAAGGAAAAGUAAGCUCAAGGAUUCAUCUGAAGAACCUAAAGCUGUCCCAGCUAAACGAAAAGCUACGAGCGAUAAGAAAGUAGGCUUUGACCGCGGAUUGAUCCCAGAAGAGAUUAUUGGUGCAACUGAUGAACAUGGAAAAUUGAUGUUUUUGAUGAAAUGGAAAAAUGCUGCCAAUGCUGACUUAGUACCCGCUGAGCAAGCCAACGUAAAAUGUCCCCAAAUUGUUAUUAAAUUUUAUGAAUCUAGGCUAACAUGGCAAUCCGCAGAAGCAAAAAAUGAUACGCGGGACGACUAGAAGGAAAUAUUGUUUGUAUUUUGUGAGCGUCACAGCAUUAUGUUUUCUGCUAUGUUUACUGUUUCUUCAGUAAUACUCAAUCGCCGAAGUGAAAAUAUGUCCACCCUAUCAGGCAAUCAGCCUGCAAGAAUAUUUUGAGCAAUUACUAUGAAACUAUAAACCGGUAGAAAAGCUUAA
Messenger RNA from Anopheles arabiensis, 981 nucleotides. RefSeq names its product chromobox protein homolog 1-like. Gene Ontology annotation, biological process: chromatin organization; negative regulation of transcription by RNA polymerase II. The record is from RefSeq and is a predicted model, not a curated record. The transcript has 5 exons. Lineage: Eukaryota; Metazoa; Arthropoda; Insecta; Diptera; Culicidae. Gene Ontology annotation, cellular component: pericentric heterochromatin; nucleus. Gene Ontology annotation, molecular function: chromatin binding. Bases 271 to 804 code for a protein of 177 amino acids.